AUGUCUGCUACGGACGUUGCUGCUCCUGCUGCUGGCCAGAAUGGCACCGCCGACGCCCCAGCCCAGAACGGCGCCCCUGCGAUCGACACCAAUGUCGCGCCUGCCGGUCCGGUCGACGGUGAUAUGCCUACUCCGUUCUCUGCCACCCCCAACACCGCGCAACACUCUGCCUCGCUCUACGUCGGUGAGCUCGAUCCCUCCGUCACUGAGGCCAUGCUCUUCGAGUUGUUCUCCUCCAUCGGCCAAGUCGCCUCCAUCCGUGUCUGCCGCGAUGCUGUCACCCGCCGUUCUCUUGGCUACGCUUACGUCAACUACAACAAUACGGCUGAUGGCGAGCGCGCCUUGGAAGAUCUGAACUACACCAGCAUCAAGGGUCGCCCGUGCCGCAUUAUGUGGUCUCAGCGCGAUCCCGCUCUCCGCAAGACUGGACAAGGUAAUGUCUUCAUCAAGAACUUGGACGCGGCAAUCGACAACAAAGCGCUUCACGACACCUUCACCCAGUUUGGCAAUAUUCUCAGCUGCAAGGUCGCCCAGGAUGAGCUUGGAAACUCCAAGGGCUACGGCUUCGUUCACUACGAAACCGCCGAAGCCGCCAAUCAGGCCAUCAAGUCUGUCAAUGGCAUGUUGCUCAACGACAAAAAGGUCUUUGUUGGACAUCACAUUGCAAAGCGAGACCGACAGAGCAAGUUCGAGGAGAUGAAGGCCAACUUCACCAAUGUCUACAUCAAGAACAUCGACGAGUCAGUGACCGAUGAGGAAUUUACGCAGCUGUUCGAGCCCUACGGCGCCGUCGUCUCAGCUACCAUCACUCGCGAUGAGAUGGGCAAGAGCCGCGGCUUUGGUUUCGUCAAUUUCUCCAGCCAUGAGGCGGCCGCCAAGGCUGUGGACGAGCUGAAUGACAAGGACUUCCAUGGCAAGAACUUGUACGUUGGUCGCGCACAGAAGAAGCACGAACGCGAGGAAGAGCUUCGCAAACAGUACGAGGCUGCCCGCAUGGAGAAGGCCUCGAAGUACCAGGGCGUCAACUUGUAUGUGAAGAACCUGACCGAUGAUGUCGACGACGACAAGCUACGCGAUCUCUUCAGCAGCUAUGGCACAAUCACCUCCGCCAAAGUCAUGCGCGAAGCGUACGAACGCACUGACUCUCCCGCCACCGAGAAGGACAAGGAGAACAAGAAGGAUGAUGCUGAGAAGUCUGGUGAAGAGGCCCAGACUGAAACCAACGACAAGGAUGAGGCCAAAGAUGAGGCCAAGAAGGAGGCCAAGCCUGCCGGGAAGACCUUUGGCAAGAGCAAAGGCUUUGGCUUCGUCUGCUUCAGCAACCCAGAUGAGGCUUCCAAGGCAGUCUCGGAGAUGAACCAGAAGAUGAUCGGCGGCAAGCCAUUGUACGUUGCCCUCGCUCAGCGCAAGGAUGUUCGCAAAUCGCAACUCGAGGCUAGUAUCCAAGCACGGAACACCCUUCGCCAACAGCAACAAGCUGCGGCCGCCGGUAUGCCACAAGGCUACAUGCAGCCUACCGUCUUCUAUGGCCCCGCCAGUCAGCAGUUCCUGCCACCUGGUGCUCAGCGCGCUGGCAUGCCCUUCCCUGGUCAACCUGGCAUGGUCAUCCCUGGCAUGCAAGGUGGGCGUGGACAAUUCCCUGGCGGUUUCCCGCAGCAGGGUCGCAGCAUGCCCCAAGGUCAACAGCUGCCGCCCAACUUUGGUCUGCCUGGCCAGAUGCCAUUCAUCCAAAAUCCUGCUCUGGUGAACGGUAUGUACAACAACCCGCAAGCUUUAGCUCAGAUGCAAGCCCAAAUGGGUCGCGGCGCCGGUGGUCGUGGCCAGAUGCAAGGCAUGCAAGGUAUCCCUCCUACCAUGCAGGGUAUGGGUGGUAUGCGUGGCGGCGCAUUCCCACAAGGUGGAAGAGGUGGAAUGCAGAACAUGGGAGCCCCUCAAGCUGGUCCUCGCAUGCCACCACAAGGGCGUGGGCAGGUUCCACCUCCCCGAGAUGAUGCGCCGGCUGGUGGCCUCGCCAACCUCGCCUCAAUGCCCCCGAACCAGCAGAAGCAGAUGCUUGGUGAGGCUAUCUAUCCCAAGAUCCAACAGAUUCAACCGGAACUUGCUGGCAAGAUCACUGGUAUGCUUUUGGAGAUGGACAAUUCGGAACUUCUAGCCUUGAUCGACGAAGAGGCUGCUCUUCGUGCCAAGGUCGACGAAGCUCUUACUGUCUAUGAUGAAUACGUCAAAGGCCGUCAGACCAACGAACCGGCUGGUCCCAACGGCACGAAAGAAGAGGAUGCCCCCAAAGCUGAGGGUGCCGAAGCAUCUGCCUAG
Messenger RNA from Cladophialophora carrionii CBS 160.54, 2313 nucleotides. RefSeq names its product polyadenylate-binding protein, cytoplasmic and nuclear. Gene Ontology annotation, molecular function: RNA binding. The record is from RefSeq and is a predicted model, not a curated record. Gene Ontology annotation, cellular component: ribonucleoprotein complex. Lineage: Eukaryota; Fungi; Ascomycota; Eurotiomycetes; Chaetothyriales; Herpotrichiellaceae. Bases 1 to 2313 code for a protein of 770 amino acids. The transcript is spliced from 2 exons.